This is a messenger RNA of Geodia barretti, 401 nucleotides long. The record is from the annotation of a GenBank genome assembly. NCBI's taxonomy places the organism in Eukaryota, Metazoa, Porifera, Demospongiae, Tetractinellida, Geodiidae.
ACCCAAACCUUACACGCAGACAACCAGCAGCAAACACAGUGUCUCCCUCUCUUGGGUGCUGACAACACUGGUUGGCCCACCGCACUCCACGUGGUGGACUUAUAUGGAACCAAUCGUAUCCCAUGUAAAGAAUGUGAAAGUCAGCGUGUACUGGGACUGCCACAUACCGAAACAGAGCACGUCUACACACACACAGUCAAGGUGUGUGUAAGAAUCACUCAAGACAAUCCACACAUGUAAUUGCGUGUCCCAUGAGUAUUACUUCAUGUACACCCUGCAUUGUAGUCACACAGACUGUAUAGCAGCAUAGAUGUCGAGAGUAGAGGAUAGGAGAGGAAGGUGGUGUAGGAAGAACGGAGGUUGUUAUAGGUCAAGCACGUGCAUGUCUAUACAUUGUGUAU